Messenger RNA from Meloidogyne enterolobii, 766 nucleotides. The record is from the annotation of a GenBank genome assembly. NCBI's taxonomy places the organism in Eukaryota, Metazoa, Nematoda, Chromadorea, Rhabditida, Meloidogynidae.
UAGUCCGCCAGAGGGCGAUAAUUUAUCACUUAAGUCAGAGCAGAGUUUAGUGCUCUUCCAAAGUUAUGGGAAAAGAUUGGGCAAGAGCCCUAAGAAAAUAUUUGAGUUACAAAAGAAAGAGCGCCAACAGUUUGGGCGAAUAAGCACUCCCUUUAUUAAAGCAGAGACAAAAACACUCAAUGAGCUAGGCGGUGGAAUUGUGCCAAAGGACGGACCUAUUAUUAGCAAUUUCCCUCCAUCUAUUUCAGCACUAUUAGCUCAAGUACCUUUUAUUUUAUUAGCUCAGCGAAGCCUUCCACCGAGAUUAGUAGCUCGGAGCAUUCAACCAUUCUCAGUUGUGGCUAUAGAGCCGACUCUUUGUUUGUUUCCUAACUCAUCGCAGUUGUCCUCCGUGUUUCCUUACCCAACAACAGCUUUUACUUCAAUACAACUAGCAUAUUUUAGAAAGUUGGGCAGCUCAGAAAUAAUUGAGAAUUUUGAUCUUAUGAAUAAAUGGUUGGAUUCUGGCAGCGCUAUUGUAUCAUCAACUAGCGAAAGUGUUCUCGACUCUUAUGAAGAGCAAGCAAUAGAAAAUACAUCAAAAAGUGAGAAAAUUGUGGAAAAUGAUAAAAGACUAGAACAACAGCAACCACUAUUUUAUUUUAUUUUAAAUCCUCUACAUGCGCCCAACAAUGUAGACAACCAGAAAAGUGAACAUCAAGUAAUGGAACAAUCAUCACAACAACAUAUUGGUUGGGAAACCGAGAAAGCACCGAAACGAAUAUGA